AUGAGUAUGACGAAAUCGGUGGGCAUAAGAAAUACAAAGGUUAGCAGUGAUAUACCUAAUGAUCUUGCCUUUUUUAUUUUGUUAAAGUUGUCUAUUAAAUCUUUGAAGCGUUUUGAAUGUGUAUGCAAACCAUGGAUCCUUUUGCUUAAAAACCCUAUUUUCACGAGAUUGUUCUGUGAUAAUUUCUUAUAUGAUAACAAUUGUUAUUAUCAUGAUAAAUCUCUCUUUCUGCAUCAUAUUACGGCUAAUAAUUUCGAUUCGGAAUUUGUAAUGUAUUCUCAUUCUGGUGAUAGAUAUGAGAAUAUGAUCAAAUUAAAUUGGCCAAAUCCAUUUCAAGAAGAAGAUCCUGGUUUUGAUAUUUUGGGAUCUGGUAUUAUUAAUGGAAUUAUUUGUCUAAUCAGUUACUUUCAUCUAAGUAUGAAAUUUGUAUUGUGGAACCCGACUACUAAAGAAUUCAAGGUUAUUCCUAACAGCCCUUUUGAUUUUGUUAGAGAUAAACUUUAUUUUAAUGAGAAAGGUUUUGGCUAUGAUUGUAUUGGAGAUGACUAUAAGGUGAUUCGAGAAAUAGCAAUUGAUCUAGAAAGUGACUAUGACACGGAAAUUGUGUCAUUGGGAAAAAUAUCUCACAACCCCUUUUGGGAGAUAUAUAGUCUACGAAGUAACUCUUGGAAAAAACUUCAAUUUGAUAUAUGUCAUGAAUAUAUAAAUAAAGGAAUGUGUUUGGAUGGAGUGUGUCAUUAG
Molecule: messenger RNA, 741 nt
Organism: Vicia faba (fava bean)
Lineage: Eukaryota; Viridiplantae; Streptophyta; Magnoliopsida; Fabales; Fabaceae
Source: the annotation of a GenBank genome assembly